This is a messenger RNA of Cyphomyrmex costatus, 3228 nucleotides long. It is a transcript of the gene Gdap2, whose product is annotated as ganglioside induced differentiation associated protein 2. The record is from RefSeq and is a predicted model, not a curated record. The transcript has 12 exons. Lineage: Eukaryota; Metazoa; Arthropoda; Insecta; Hymenoptera; Formicidae. The coding region runs from base 168 to 1697 and encodes 509 amino acids.
UUUUUUUUCGCAAACUUUCCCCUCGAUCUUUUUACUUUCCUCUUGCAUUCUCGCAAGUCUGUUCACCGAAGGCGUUUCGCUGGGCAUCCGUGCUACCGUUGGGGCUGUGACCUGCUUCCGCUCUAUCCUCGCAGCGGUCCGACAGGCGGACGAGCACUCGCAGCUGGAUGAGGCUGAUGGAACCGUUGGGUAUCGCCCAGGACAUCGUGGAGCCGGCAGUAUUAAAACGAUGGGCUGAUUAUCCCAACCAGCAUCGAUACACGGAUUACUCUGAUUCUAUUCGGGAAACACCGCAUCAUACCAUAAGUCCUUUCCCUUAUCAACCGUCGCUUAACAACAAGCUCGCGCUAUGGACUGGAGAUAUCUCAAUAUUACAAGUAGAUGCAGUCGUAAAUCCUACGAACGAGACAAUGGAUGAUAAUAGUAUUACGUGCCAAAAAAUAUUUAGUCGAGCCGGUUCUGCACUCAAGAUAGAAAUAUUUAAUGAAAUAAAAGAGUGCAGAACUGGUGAAGUGAGAGUUACACAAGGUCACGGAUUACCUGCUCGUUUCAUUAUUCAUACUGUUGGACCAGUUUACAACGUAAAAUAUCAAACAGCUGCGCAAAAUACGUUACAUUGUUGCUAUAGAAAUGUUUUACAAAAGGCAAGAGAGAUGGGAUUGCGUACUAUUGCUCUACCUGUAAUAAAUUCGAUACGGAGAAAUUAUCCUCCGGAUGCAGGAGCGCAUAUAGCUCUCAGAACUGUACGUAGAUUUCUGGAGCAAUACGAUUCGUUAACGUGCGUUAUAUUUGUAUUAGAGCCAUGCGAUCUUGGAAUAUAUGAAGUUCUUCUGCCGCUUUAUUUUCCUCGAAAUUUGGCAGAGCAAGAUAACGCUUGCUGGCAGUUACCGAAUGAUAUUGGUGGCAUGGAUGGAGAACCUUUACUUCCGGAUAGACAAAUCAGAAUUAUUGACAAUCCUCAGCACGCUUUACACGGCGACGAUACAGUGGAACUUUCAACACAAUUGGAAACUUCUGUUAAUAUCGGUGAGCAUGCUUUUGCGCAAAUGCAAGGUGAUUUGGACCGACAGAGACUUUUGGGAGAGAGACCUGCCGAUCCUCUAGCGGAUAUUAUGCUCAAGCAAAUGCAACAUAAAGAAAGGUACGAAAGACUUCUUAGGAGGGCAAAGACGGAGGAUCUGACUGAGGUCUCGGGGAUUGGUUGUUUGUACCAGAGUGGUGUGGAUCGACAAGGUCGACCGGUGGUGGUUUUUGUCGGCAAAUGGUUCCCGGCCAGCAAAAUCAAUCUAGAUAAGGCCUUGCUGUACCUGAUACAAUUGUUGGAUCCCAUAGUGAAGGGAGACUACGUUAUCGCGUAUUUCCACACCCUUACGGCCAGCAGCAAUUACCCCAGUUUACACUGGCUGCGCGAAGUCUACAAUGUGCUUCCCUACAAAUAUAAGAAGAAUCUAAAACAUUUCUACAUUAUUCAUCCUACCUUCUGGACCAAGAUGAUGACGUGGUGGUUCACGACCUUCAUGGCUCCAGCUAUUAAACAAAAAGUUCACAAUUUACCCGGAAUAGAAUAUCUUUAUGAAGUUAUGCCACCUGACCAACUUGAGAUUCCAGCGUACAUCACGGAAUACGACAUGACGAUAAAUGGCCUGAGGUAUUACCAACCGGAUCAGGUCUUAUCGUCGCCAUCAACGUCUACGUAAUUCGCAGGUGAAAAUCUAAGCAGCGAAACGUCAAGAUCGAGGCUAAAUCGAGUGUUCUGUGCAUUCGUGCGGUAAACUAUUCGUAUUUUUGCAGUAACACCCGUGUGCCACUUAAGCGUGAGACUGGACGCAUGAGAUUUGUGACUGCUGGUGUAUCUCACCGGUUUUUGACAAUGAUGUAUGACAUUAUGACUGGAUAUGAUAAUUCGUAUAUUUGAAAAAAUAGCCCGGCUCCGCAAUAAUUCGAAGUCGAUUUGUCCAAGUGCCUCGUGAUGGACCGCUUAACAGAAAAAAGGACGAAAGGACGAUCGGCCGCGUGAAAUAUUAAUACGAAUAUUAACUUAAAAACUUAAGAAACCACUGCCCACCUGCUUUUGACGUUGAUUGGUUCUUUUACUCGUAUGCUCGCUAACGCAUACGGGUUUUUACGUCCCUGAAAGUACGAAGAUAAAACUUGGUACUGGACAAUCCACGUUAAGAUAGAUAAUCUAGAGAAAGCUGGAUCGACCGUAUGCAGCUGGAGGUGCAUUGCUAAAAACAGAGUGUAUUCUCCUUAUCCAAUAUAGAGCAUAACAAAUUACUAUUCGCUUAGAGCGAACAUCGGCUGCCAAAAUAUCAGUAAUCAGUAUUUUCAUCAUUGUCGUCAUUCGCAAAACGAAAUCCGAAAAGCUGAAAUAUUAAUCUUUCGCCCUCGUACGUACUACGCUAUUCGUGGCAGAUUCUUAGCUUUAAUACUGCCUGUGAAAGAGGUAGAAAGGAUAAAGGGAAGCAUUUGACGACGCACUAGAUUAAACGUCGGCUUAAUACAGACCGUCGAUCGCUUUCUGUUAUUUUCAUAUAUCAAUCGUUAUACAGCGAAGAGCGUCUAUUUCAUUAUUGUACAUUGUCAAUACUUUAAUCACAUCGUCGAUAAAGAGAUUGCGCUGCGCUGCCGCCGCCGUCGCCGCCGUAUAGCCACGGUAUUUUCGAUAUACUAAUAAUAAAUCAUCGGCUACGAACAAAGAGCGGCUGAAUGUUUUACUGUGAUGUCAUGUCUUCGGCGCUCAGCAGGUUUGAUCAAUUUUAAAAUUUCAUUUGUCUUCUCUCUUGCGAAGACUUCAAUCCGAAGUACAGAACGGUGCUCGCGGAAUCGUUAUCGUUGAGCGCCGAAGUCGUAUGUACGGGACAGUUCUAGAAUAGAAGAAGCAAUAAACUUAAGAGCUUGCUCGCGAGAUGUAUUUCGAGAGGCAAAAAAUCGUUAUCCCCGUUGUUAAGCAUUUUUAGCGAUUAAAGAGAUAAAUUAAAGAAGUUAAAACCUGUUAAUCGCGUCGAUUAGCCCAUUUCUCACGCCCGCCAAAUUGCAAAUGUUUAAUUCGUGGCAGGUAUAGCGUCAUUCCCUCUACUUUUCUGUAAUUAUUUGUCAAUUAGUUUUUAGCAUCACGAGAAAAGAAGAAGUUAUCUGUGCUUACUUAAUCGCGGAUGAGUUGAGAAGGCAAUGGGUUAAUUGACCACGCUACCUCCGCCGAAGAUACAAUCGUCCGUGUGAUCGAGU